Messenger RNA from Phialemonium atrogriseum, 4901 nucleotides. RefSeq names its product putative ATP-dependent helicase IRC20. Gene Ontology annotation, cellular component: nucleus. The transcript is spliced from 5 exons. Gene Ontology annotation, biological process: DNA damage response; protein polyubiquitination. NCBI's taxonomy places the organism in Eukaryota, Fungi, Ascomycota, Sordariomycetes, Cephalothecales, Cephalothecaceae. Bases 311 to 4777 code for a protein of 1488 amino acids. The record is from RefSeq and is a predicted model, not a curated record. Gene Ontology annotation, molecular function: ATP-dependent chromatin remodeler activity; ubiquitin protein ligase activity; ATP binding.
CUUCCGGACUUGCCUCUCCCACUUACUCCAGCCCAUGUCUCCGGGUUCCAUCUCUCCAGGCUCCUAAAUCCAUCAUAUAAACGCCUGAGUGAGGGCGUCUGUCAUUGGGGACAAUCGACAUUCCAACUGCUCAGACAGUAUUGGCCUCCCCUGACGCUUUAACCCCGUUAACCCCGGAUAUACAUAACUGCCUUGCCCACCCGGUCUAAGUUCUAGGUUGCCGCCAGCUCAAGGACCCGCUGCCACAUUGCUUCCACUCGGUCGGUGGCCAUGCGACUGAAUCCUCGGACACCGUAGACAUCUCAUAAAGAUGGGCCGAACCAAGCCUAACCUCCGGAUGCCGUCUCUCAUUGCAACCGGUCAUAAGUCAGCUGCACCUGAUGAAAUCGACCAUGCCAAGACUUUGAUUGAUUAUCUUGAGUCCCUUCCGGAUACACCACCGAGUGAUGAAUCCACCGAUGAGAUUCCUGGACCACCUGCUAAACGUGCGAGGACUGGCCAUGGACUUGGUACCAUACCGAUAGUGUCCCAUGAGCUCUCAUUUGAAACUCGCUCUGCAACUUCAUUACCUCAGUCAACUCAUGUUUACCGUCGUGGGGUCGGCAAACACUUGAACGUUUGGCACUCCAUCAGGGGGGCGAACUCAGCAGGUCCACCAGGGCCAAAUAAUCAGCUGAAGAUAUCCCCGAAACCCCGGCCCAAAUCGCAUCCAUUCUGUGUGUGUCAUACACUGGAUGUGGCCCAAAUGCCAAAGACACUUAUCACAGCUCUUCACGUUGCGAAACUUCAAGGCUCGGAUCCGGAAAGUGAAGGCUGCUUGUGGGCAUCCAUUGAUAUUGAUGCUCGGCAAGAUGGUGCACAGAUUCAUGUCAAGUUGACAAUCAAUGUUUACUGGAACGAAAGCCGGAGUGUCUCCGUUGAAUCUCGAAAGAGGCCCCAGCAGGUUUUGAGGGAUGACGUUCUCGAGACCUGCUUCCCUGGCUUGAAUUAUAACCCGAAAAAGAGGAUCCCAGACUGGACACCGAAGGACUUCUAUGAUGCAUCUCAUGUUCCUGACAACGACAAAUUCGACCCAGGCCUGCUGCGUGCAGAGAUCCCGAACCUCAUUGCUGAGCUCUUCCCCUUCCAGAGAAGGUCUAUCAACUGGCUGUUGAACCGAGAAGGUGUCUCAUGGGCCAAGGCUGUUGGCAGCGACGAAUCCCACAUCCAGCCACUUGACCUCGAGCAGUCAUCAGCGGACGAGCCCAUCUCGUUUAUUGCAGCUCAAGACGCGCUCGGCAAGCCAUUCUACAUUAGUCCCCUCUUUGGCGUUGUCGCAAGAGAUCCUUCUCGUUACCUGCCACUUCAGAACAUCAAGGGUGGCAUUCUCGCCGAAGAGAUGGGUCUUGGCAAGACAUUGGAGAUCAUCGGACUGCUUCUUCUCCACCACCGCCCCGACGAUCCCCCUCUGGUUUUUGACCCCUUUCUUGGACAACAGCUGCGCCCGACAGGGGCCACAUUGAUAAUCACGCCGCAGCCGCUGUUAGACCAGUGGCGGACCGAACUCGCUCGCCACGCACCGCACCUGAACGUCAUGUACUACCCUGGAUUAAGAGCGUCGACCGCCAAAGACAAGCAGAGCGAGGCAGAUCUAGUCGAUGAGCUCGGGAGCCAAGACGUGGUUUUAACCACUUACGACGCCUUACGGCCAGAGAUCCACAUGGCAAUAGAUCCCCCAGCCCGAUCCAUGAGGGGAGAGAGGAAAUACGAGAGACUAAAGUCGCCAUUGGUCCAACUCUCCUGGUGGCGUGUCUGUAUCGACGAGGCGCAGAUGAUGGAGAACUGGACUACCAAUACGGCUGUCCUGGCUAGACUGAUACCUCGUGUAAAUGUCUGGGCUAUCACCGGCACUCCUGUGAAGGAUGACAUACAGCAAGAUCUACGUGGCCUCCUGACCUUCCUCCGCUUCGAGCCUUAUGCAUCGGAUACUAAAAUAUGGAAUUCCCUGUUCAGCCUCGACAAGGAAACUUUCCACAGAGUUUUCAACCUCAUCUCCCUGCGACACACCAAGGGUCUAGUUAGGAAUGAAAUCGCACUCCCGCCCCAGAAACGAUACGUUAUCACAAUGCCCUUCUCUGCGGUGGAGGAGCAACAUUACCAGAGCCUGUUCAAGGACCUGGCCAAAGCUUGUGGCCUGGACACUCGCGGUAAUCCCAUCCAAGAAGGCUGGGAUUCUGACCACCCCGCCAUCCAGGAGACAAUGCGGAUGGCCCUGGAUCGCCUACGCCAGACGGCCUUACACCCGGAAGUCGGUGCGCACAAUCGGCGGGCACUAGGCCACCGAGCAGGCCCCAUGCGGACGGUGUCAGAAGUCCUCGAUGCGAUGCUAGAGCAGAGCGAGUCGGCUAUUCGGACCGACCAGCGUUCGCUUCUUAACACCAGACUGACGAGAGGCCAGAUUCUUGCCAGCUUGGGCAGGGUGAAAGAUGCCCUCGCCGUCUGGGAGGAUGUCCUGAAGAGCAGCACUACGCUAGUUGCUGACUGCAAAGCCCAGCUGGAGCAAGAGGUCAACCAGGCUUGGAAUCAAGGGGCCGACCCUUCAGAAACGGACACGGAAGAUGACGACGAUGAAGGAGGUGUUCAGGGCCAGCUCAGCGAGGCUCGACGCCGCCUUCGGUACGCGCUCGAAAUUCAGCAUAAGGCUGUUUUCUUUUGUGCGAAUGCUUAUUACACCAUCAAGUCAGACCAGGACAUGACAGCGCCCGAGUCGGACGAGUUCAACCGUCUAGAGAAGAAGGAGACUGAGAGCUAUGAUUUUGCCAAGCUGAUACGCAAAGAAAUCUUGCAGGACACUCAUAGCAGAGCGAAGCGACUGAUGGACCGAAUAGCCAGCGCUGCAUCUCAGCAGGCUUUUGCUGUCAUCCCCGAGUUCAAAUCUAUCGACCAAAAAGGCAUUGAGAGCCGAACGAUUGUCGAUGCCUUCGACAACCUCUGCGAGGCGUUGGACGCGCAGGCUAACCAACUCGACGAAUGGCGUGAGCAUGUCAUCCAGCUCCUUCUUAAGCCGCUGGUGGACGAGGAGGGUGAAGAGAUCACUGGCGAAGAAUACGACGAGUCUACCAAACUUCAAGAUGAGAUUGAAGUCUAUGUCCGGGUGCUCAGGACUGCAGUUGCUGAUCGUCAAGAUGCGUUAUCCGGACAAAAGAACAACCUCGUCGACCUUGACUACAAUGUCGCCAUCCGGCAGGCUGAGGAAGGCGAGGGCCCUUUCCCUGAAAAGCUGCUCGAGCUCUUCAAAAUCCGCGAUUCCCUCAAGCCUCAGUCCAUCCCCGGCGACGCCCUUGGGUCACUGCGUGGCAUAGUGUCGGCUCUUCGUACUUUGUCUGUCAAGUUACGACACGACGCCGCUUCUGGCAGCCAGCGGGCUAGCGUAGAACUCGGCAUCGUCACAAACCAGCUGCAACUGACACAAAGGCAGAUGACGGAGCAAAUUAAAGUCACUGGUGCGAUAGGGCAGGAGAUCCAGCGAUGUUCGGACACAAUGAACGCUCGCCUUGAAUUCUACCGCCAACUGCAAGCUGUUUCCGACAUGGUCGCCGAUUACGAAGGGGACAAGACAGACAACUCUCUAGAGACUCUCUCGAGGCAAGAGGAUGCUGCUCGGCGAGCGCUUGAGAGCGCCGAGUCCAAGCACCGAUAUCUCUUACACCUCAGAGAUGCCGAUUCCGGAGGAGAGGAACAACGACUCUGCAUCAUCUGUCAAUCAACCUUCUCGAUCGGAGUGCUAACAAUUUGCGGGCAUCAGUUCUGCAAGGAGUGCAUAAGUCUUUGGUUCCGAGCCCACCACAACUGCCCCGUUUGCAAGAGGAAACUGAGUCAUGCGAACCUGCAUGAUAUCACGUUGAAGCCCAAAGAACUGAAAAUCCAUUCGGAUACUUCUGGACUUUCCAGGGCGGGCGUCCAUUCUACAGACACGUCCCCAUCGAAAAAGACCAGCAUCUAUACCGAGUUCAGCGCGGAGAAGCUAGCAGAGAUCAAUAAUAUCGACCUUGAGGGGCCAAAUUUCACCACCAAGGUCGACACACUUGUUCGUCAUCUGCUCUGGCUAAGAGACUCCGAUCCAGGGGCCAAGUCCAUUGUCUUUUCUCAGUACAAGGACUUCCUGGAUGUCUUGGCACUGGCUUUCCAGCGCCACGGCAUUGGGUACACAGCAUUCGAUAAGGCCAAUGGUAUCUCGAGUUUCAAGGAGGAUCCAGGAGUGGAGGUCUUCCUGCUCCAUGCGCGGGCCCAUUCGAGCGGCCUCAAUCUAGUCAAUGCCAGCCAUGUCUUCCUGUGCGAGCCGCUGCUCAACACGGCACUGGAGCUUCAGGCCAUCGCCCGUGUCGACAGGAUUGGCCAGGAACACGAGACCACCGUCUGGCUGUACAUUGUCGACGGCACGGUCGAGGAGUCCAUUUAUAACCUCUCGGUGCAGAGGAGGAUGGAACAUAUAGGCCAGAGCCUUAAGGGGAAGUCAAAGGAGUCGACGCCCGAAUUGAUCGAUGCGAGGCUCGAAGUGGCGAAUUCUCUUGAGCUCGAGCAGGCACAUCUCUCGAAGCUCAUGGGAAAGGGCGGGAUAUCGGGUGAGGCGGUGGACAAGAGUGAUCUGUGGACAUGCCUCUUUGGCCACGUCAAGCCAGGGGGCCAGGACGACGAACAGAUCCGGGACAACCCUGCCGUCCGUGGGUUUCUGGCUGCCGAAGCCGCGGAGGGAAGGAGGGACGGCCUGGAAGGGAACGCAUCAUGUAUGAUUUUGUAAUGAGAACCUGGCGUCACUCUAUAAAUAGGAAAUGGAGGAUAUGGACGGAGGGAUAUGAAAAGGGGGAAUUGGUUUUACGAUUGUACUUUUUACACACAAGUCUAUAAAGGGGUUCCUGGGGGAC